Messenger RNA from Numida meleagris (helmeted guineafowl), 1689 nucleotides. It is a transcript of the gene HAT1, whose product is annotated as histone acetyltransferase 1. Gene Ontology annotation, cellular component: nucleus. The coding region runs from base 187 to 1446 and encodes 419 amino acids. Gene Ontology annotation, biological process: subtelomeric heterochromatin formation. The transcript is spliced from 11 exons. Lineage: Eukaryota; Metazoa; Chordata; Aves; Galliformes; Numididae. Gene Ontology annotation, molecular function: histone binding; histone H4 acetyltransferase activity. The record is from RefSeq and is a predicted model, not a curated record.
GCCGAGGUGCCGGUGGGGGCUGGUCGCGUCCCACUCGGGCCCGGGCCGUCAGGCGCUGGGCUGGGCUGGGCGGCCGCUGCCGUGGGUCUGCUCGGUACCUGAGCCGUGUGGCACGCCGUGUGCGGCUCUGCGCCCGCUGGAUUAUUGAGAACGCUUCCUACUCAACCUUAUUCCGAAUAACUCGAAAUGGGAGGAAGAACUUCUGAUCAUGCUGCUGGAAUGGAGGGACUUACUCCUAUGGAGAAGAAGCUGGCUGAGUACAAAUGUAACACAAAUGAAGCAAUUCAGCUAAAACUAGUUCGCUUUCCUGAGGAUUUGGAGGAUGACAACACAACAUUUAAUCCUGAAUAUAGCCAUCAAGUGUUUGGAGAUGAUGAAGUUGCUUUCGGCUACAAGGGGCUGAAGAUUCUCUUAUACUAUAUCGCUGGUAACCUGUCAACUCUCUUCCGCAUUGAAUAUACAUCUAAAGUUAAUGAGAAGUUUGACUGUGUGGAGGCAGAUGAUGUUGAAAGUAAAAUUAGAGAAAUUAUUCCUCCUGGUUUUUGUACAAACACAGAUGACUUUGUCUCUCUGUUGGAAAAGGAGGUCAACUUUAAGCCCUUUGGAAUGCUGCUACACACAUAUUCUGUUCAUAAUGAGGAAGCUGGUGAAGACAUUACAUAUCAGAUAUAUAAGGCUGACAUGACGUGUCCAGGCUUUCGAGAAUAUCAUGAAAGGCUUCAGACAUUCUUGAUGUGGUUUAUUGAAACUGCUAGCUUUAUUGAUGUAGAUGAUGAAAGAUGGAACUACUUUAUAGUAUUUGAGAAGUAUAAUAAGGAUGGAGCUACGCUCUUUGCGACCGUAGGCUACAUGACAGUCUAUAAUUACUAUGUGUACCCAGACAAAACCCGGCCACGUGUAAGCCAGAUGCUGAUCUUGCCACCAUUCCAAGGAGAAGGCCAUGGUGCUCAGCUUCUUGAAACAGUUCAUAGAUACUAUAUGUCUUCUCCUACAGUACUCGAUAUAACAGCUGAAGAUCCAUCUGAAAACUACAUAAAGCUAAGAGACUUCGUUCUUGUAAAGCUCUGUCAAGACUUGCUUUGCUUUUCCCCAGGAAAGUUAAUGCAAGGCUUCAGCCAAGAAAUGGUAACGGAAGCUCAACAGAAGCUGAAAAUAAAUAAGCAACACACAAGACGAGUUUAUGAAAUUCUCCGAUUGCGUGCAACAGAUAUGGGUGAUGCAGAGCAAUCCAGAAGCUAUCGGUUGGAUGUUAAAAGAAGGCUGAUUGGCCCCUAUAAGAAAAAGCAGAGAGAACUUGCCAAGAUGAGAAGGUGCUUAAGACCAGAGGAGCUGACGAAUCAGUUGAACCAAAUAGACCUAAACAUGCAACACGAACAGUUAGAAGAGAGCUUCCAACAACUUGUUUCAGAUUACCGAAGAGUCCUAGAACGACUCGCCCAAGCAUGAGGAUCCCACCUGUACAGGAAACUUGCAGAUUUCUACACAGUGUUAUGAAGCACAUCUUUAAUUGCCACUUAACUGCAAAAAAAAAAACAACCUCGUGACGUUUUAAUCACAUUAAAGGUGAAUUGUGUUUCUGUGCAUUUUGAAUAUUUUCUAUUUUUGUGUUGUAGAUUUAAAAUGUUGUACUUCACGUUUGGGAGCACUUACUGCUGAAAUAAACAGUGUAGAUUCUCAGAUACAAUAACA